GGAGCAAAUCCUGACUUCUACAAACCAAGCAGGGCUUCUUUGUUUCAAGGUGGCAAACUGUUGUGCUGUGAGUCCUGCCCAGCUUCCUUCCACCCCGAGUGUCUCAGCAUAGAAAUGCCUGAGGGCUGCUGGAAUUGCAAUGACUGUAAAGCGGGCAAGAAGCUGCGGUACAAGCAGAUCGUUUGGGUCAAGCUUGGGAAUUACAGGUGGUGGCCAGCAGAGAUCUGCAAUCCCAGGUCUGUGCCUCUCAACAUACAGGGCCUCAAACAUGAUAUCGGGGACUUCCCAGUAUUUUUCUUUGGUUCACAUGACUACUAUUGGGUACACCAGGGCAGAGUUUUCCCUUAUGUUGAAGGAGAUAAAAGCUUUGCUGAGGGGCAAACUAGUAUUAACAAGACCUUCAAGAAAGCACUUGAAGAAGCAGCAAGGCGUUUCCAGGAAUUGAAAGCACAAAGAGAAAGCAAAGAGGCAUUGGAAAUUGAAAGGAAUUCAAGGAAACCUCCGCCCUAUAAACACAUUAAAUCCAACAAGGUGAUCGGCAAGGUUCAGAUCCAGGUGGCCGACCUGUCGGAGAUCCCGCGCUGUAACUGCAAACCCUCUGACGAGAACCCGUGCGGGCUGGAGUCCGAGUGCCUCAACAGGAUGCUGCAGUACGAGUGCCACCCGCAGGUGUGCCCAGCUGGGGAGCGCUGCCAGAACCAGUGCUUCACCAAGAGGCUCUACCCCGACGCCGAGAUCAUCAAAACCGAGCGCCGCGGCUGGGGCCUGCGCACCAAGAGGAGCAUUAAAAAGGGUGAAUUUGUGAAUGAGUAUGUUGGGGAGCUGAUUGACGAGGAGGAGUGCCGGCUGCGGAUCAAACGCGCUCACGAGAACAGCGUCACCAAUUUUUAUAUGCUGACUGUAACCAAGGACCGAAUAAUAGAUGCUGGCCCAAAGGGGAACUACUCUCGUUUUAUGAACCAUAGUUGUAACCCAAACUGUGAAACACAGAAGUGGACAGUGAAUGGUGACAUUAGAGUUGGACUGUUUGCUCUUUGUGACAUUCCUGCAGGAAUGGAGUUGACAUUCAAUUACAACCUGGACUGCCUGGGCAAUGGCAGGACCGAGUGUCACUGCGGAGCAGAGAACUGCAGCGGCUUCCUGGGAGUGCGGCCCAAGACAGCAUUUGCAACGGCAAAUGAAGAGAAGGUGAAAAAUGCAAAAUUAAAGCAGAAGAAACGGAAAAUAAAAACAGAACAGAAGCAGAUGCAUGAGGAUAACUGUUUCCAGUGUGGAGAUGGGGGAGAGCUGGUGAUGUGUGAUAAGAAGGACUGUCCCAAAGCAUACCACCUCCUAUGCCUUAACCUGACUCAACCACCUUUUGGAAAGUGGGAAUGUCCAUGGCAUCAGUGUGACAUCUGUAGCAAUCCUGCCGUGUCCUUCUGUGAGUUCUGCCCCCACUCCUUCUGCAAGGAUCACGAGAAGGGAGCGCUGGUGCCGUCGGCGCUGGACGGCCGCCUCUGCUGCUCCGCACACGACCCCAAAUCUCCUGUGACACCCGAGUACUGGAGCAAGAUCAAGUGCAAAUUGGAAGCACAGAACGCUGUGGAGGAGGCAAAGGAGUGAAUUAGGUUAAAAACAAACACGGGAGGGGAGAAGAGGGGCA
Molecule: messenger RNA, 1645 nt
Organism: Catharus ustulatus (Swainson's thrush)
Lineage: Eukaryota; Metazoa; Chordata; Aves; Passeriformes; Turdidae
Product: histone-lysine N-methyltransferase NSD3-like
Biological process (GO): regulation of DNA-templated transcription
Cellular component (GO): nucleus; chromatin
Molecular function (GO): histone H3K36 methyltransferase activity; protein binding
Source: RefSeq, a predicted model, not a curated record